Pieris macdunnoughi is the source of this 1203-nucleotide messenger RNA. The record is from the annotation of a GenBank genome assembly. NCBI's taxonomy places the organism in Eukaryota, Metazoa, Arthropoda, Insecta, Lepidoptera, Pieridae.
AUGGGAAUCUUUGGAACAUCGUCACCGUUCGACGCAGACGUUGAGCGUGCAACAAGUGAAAAUAACACAAGUGAAGAAUGGGGACUUAUAUUGGAGAUUUGCGAUCGAGCUGGUGCAAGUGCCACAAAUUCAAGAGAUUGUCUCCGUGCUGUGAUGCGACGUCUUGCUCAUCCAGACCCUCAUGUACAAGUCCAUGCAGCUACUUUACUUGAUGCUUGUGUAUCAAAUUGUGGAAAGAUAUUCCACUUAGAGGUUGCAUCACGUGAAUUCGAAAUGGAAUACCGCCGUUUACUCUCCCGUGCCCAACCGGCUGUUGCCCAGAAAUUAAGAGCAUUGCUACGGAAAUGGGCUGAGGGAGAGUUCAGGAACGACUCCCAACUUGAUCUGAUUCCAUCUCUACAUACUAAGCUGUGUGCAGAGAUAGGAGAAAAGACUGUUACUGUACCUAGUACUGAUACACAGCAAUCUGCCAAAGACGUAGCAGCUCAACGAGAGCAAGAAGAGUUAGCUCGAGCGAUCGCUCUUUCACUAAGAGAGGCCAAUCCCACAGCAGGACCCGCUAACACAUCGACCUCGAAGACUCUUUAUCCCCGCGUGGAGACGACAAGUGAGCCCCCACCUGCGAGAAAAGUCCGCGCUUUGUACGACUUUGAAGCCGCUGAAGAUAAUGAGCUGACCUUUGUAGCUGGAGAAAUAGUACAUGUGACUGAUUCCACCGACCCCAACUGGUGGAAAGGCUACAAUGAGCGUGGCGAGGGAUUGUUUCCAGCGAAUUUUGUUACCUCCGAUCUUAGUGAACCAGCUCCAGAAAGUGAAACUCGUCCGCCAGCGACAUCUAGCGGCAAAACCGUGCAAUUCGCACCCGAGACACCUCUGCGCAUAGACGAAUCUUGUAUGGACGAUGCCCUCGCCUUACUCCACGAAGCAGAUCCAACUGGUGAAACUCCAGAUGACGCACGUCAGUCAGAGCUUGAAGCACGCGUAUACGCUAUGGGACCACUCGUUGAUGCCGCACUGGAGAAGGCUGAUAGGCGCCACGCCCGCCUGACCCAGCUUAGCGCAGACCUAGUAGACGCUUUGAAUCUCUACCAUGAGCUUAUGCGCGAACCGAAGCCGAUGUACCAGCAGUACAUGCCGAUGAUGGGCGUGCCCCCUGGACCUUCUCACCCUCAUAUGGGCCCCCAGCCACAACCGCCUAGGUAA